UUCUUAUUAUUUUUCACUAGACAUUUUGUACUUAUUCAAUAUGCAAUUACGAUAUUUUCUACCACUGUGUUUACUACUUAUUGGUUUAAGCUUGUUGCAACAAUCAUCCUGUCAAAGCGAUUACGAAUAUCCAGACUACGGAGACGAACCAUGCUCGGGUGGAAUAACGAUCAACGACGCUUCUUCUGGUACAAUACAGUCCACUAAUUAUCCACAAGCUUAUUUCGAAUUAGAAAAUUGCACCUGGAUAAUUGAGACACCAAACAACACGAGAAUUGCAGUAAAGUUUUCUCCAUUAUUUUCAAUUGAAAUUGGAAGUGGAGUAUGUCGAGAUUAUUUAUUGAUUGAAUAUGGGGGCACUACAAUGAAAAUGUGUGGAUCUGGCAUCACUCCCAAUAGUUUUAUUACGGACACAAAUACAAUGGGAAUCAACUUUGUCAGCAAUGAAAAUAUUGAAGGGGCAGGGUUCUCUUUUAACUGGACUACAAUCGAUGUGCUCAGCAUUCCAAGUUCACAAGAAGUAACGUUAACCGAGAAUCAAGGAACGAUAACUUCACCUGGUUUUCCAGCCAAUUAUCAAAAUUUAUUGAAAUAUUCGUGGAAGUUGAUGGUUGAUGAUGGAAAAUACAUUGUUGUUGAGUUCGACACAAAUUUAGACAUCGAAUCAGGUACUGAUGGAAGAUGUACAUAUGAUGCACUGAGAAUUUAUAAAGGAACAACUGCAGAUUCCAGCAAUAUUCUGAAGACAAUUUGUACAAAACAAGCAAGUCCGAUUGUUUUAAAAAGUAAUGAAAUAUUAGUUGAAUUUACUUCGGAUGUAUCGGGCUCUGGAGCAGGAUUCUCUUUCGACUAUAAGACUGUUGAUUCUGCGGAAUGCCAAAGCCCGAUAUACGUAGACGGGUCUUCUGGGGUGAUUUCUUCGCCUUAUUAUCCUGUUCCGUACGAAAACAGUUUGAACUGUGUGUGGCAUAUUUCUGUGUCAGUUGGGGAGAGAAUUGCUGUUCAAUUCCACAAUGUUUUCUUUGUUAAACCAAUAUCCUCAUGUACGACUGAUUAUCUGCAAAUUUUUGAUGGAUCAUCGAUUUCUUCCAAACAGUUUCAGCACAAUUUUUGCGGUGAACAUGCACCAAGAGGAUUUCUGUCAUCAACAAAUCAUUUGACGUUAGUUUUCAACAGCGGCACUUUAGCUGGGGAUGCAGUUGGGUUUUCUUUAAAUUGGACAUCAGAAGUGGAAUGCGCCAGCAAUUUAUUUCAAUGCUGGGAUGGAAGUUGUGUUGAUAUAACAUAUAAAUGUGAUGGUAAAAUAGAUUGCCCAAAUGAUCCUGCCGACGAAGCAUCAUGUGCCUCUACACAAGCGGAAAAUGAAUGCGGCAAGCCAGAAAUUGCGGCUGAUUUUAUAUGGGAACACAGGAUAAUAGGUGGAUCCGCGGCAAAGCAAGGCUCAUGGCCUUGGCAGACUGGUGUAUUAUCUGCAGGAAAGAUGGUAUGCAGCGGAGUCUUGAUUUCUGACGAAUGGGUGAUGACUGCGGCACAUUGCAUAACCAAAGGAUACACGAUGUCCGUUGUUUUGGGUGAUCAUAAUACCACAACCAUUGACGUCACAAAAGAACAGAUAAUCACAGCAGAUGAAAUUUACGUUCAUCCGAAAUAUAAUCAUCACAACUCUCAAGGAUAUCUUGAAGGCAACGAUAUAGCUCUUCUCCAUCUUUCCAAUGAAGCAAAUAAUACAAAAUGGGUAAAAAGUAUUUGUCUGCCUACUCGGAAUCCAGAGACAGGAGAGACCGCUAUUGUGACUGGAUGGGGUCGUAAUUCAUACACUGAAACUGGUUUAUCAGAAGUUUUACGACAAGUUCGUCUUCCUGUAUUAAUGUUGGACCAAUGCAAUAAAUCGUUCAGUGAACUUUCACCCACUACACUUCUCCCGACAUCAACAAUAUGUUUGGGCGUCGAUGGUGCUGGAAUGGGAGCUUGCCAGGGUGAUUCAGGAGGACCAGCUGUGAUACUGAAUAGUAAUUCGAGUUGGGAAGUCAUCGGAAUUAUUUCCUUUUCUCAUCAAUGUGGAGCCCAAGGCAAACCAACAUAUUUGACUAGUAUUCCGGCUUUUGUUCCUUACCUACAACCAUUUUUACAAGACGGUCAGCCAGGUCCUAUAAAACGGGCAUUUGUGAUAAAUGCAGAAAGUCAAAAUGGAUCGUUGAUAUUUCCCGCAUUAGACUACGAAAACUAUCCAAAAUAUCCACAAAAUGUGUUCUACCAAUGGUUCAUAAACGCUCCAUCAAACAAGAGGAUUACCAUUAGAUUCGGUGACUCGUUCAAUAUCGAAUUUGGCGGAGAAUUUUGUCCAUAUGAUUACAUGGUUAUUUAUGACGGUUCGUCUACGGCAGCAAGAAAGUAUUUGGACAAAAGAUUUUGCGGUUCAUUUGCCCCACCCGAUUUUGAAUCGUCAUCAAACUCGAUGAUAAUUGAAUUUUCAAGCGACAAUUCUUACGAAGAAACUGGGUUUUCAAUUUCUUGGUCUCUUGAUGAUGAUUGCUCACCAGAAGAAUUCCGAUGUUGGAAUAAAAGUUGCAUACCAUCUGAUAAUAAGUGUGACGGAAACAACGAUUGUUCAGAUGGAUCAGAUGAAAUUCUUUGUGCCCUUGCACAAAACGUAUCUGCUGAAUGUGGAAAAGCUGAAGAAUCACCUGUUAUUCCGUGGUAUCCAUUACUUGUCGGAGGCAGUAAUGCGGCCGAGGGAAGUUGGCCGUGGCAAGUCGAACUAUUUGAAUCAGGUAGUACAAACUUAUCCUGUGGAGCAACUCUCAUUUCUCAAAGUUGGGUUCUAACAGCCACACAUUGUAUUGACGAAUCAAAAUCUUAUGAUGUAGUCGUGGGGGAUUUUGACCUUAGUUAUAUCAGUCUGAACGAAAGAAGAAUUAGUGUAGCAAAGCUAUACAAAAAUCCAGAUUACAUAAGCUCAGGAAUUGAUGACAUAGCUUUAUUGGAACUGUCUCAAGAGGCAAAAUACUCAAAAUGGAUUAAGCCUAUAUGCUUACCUUCAUUGAACGACGUUAAUCCAGCUGUUGGAUCUACUUGUAUUUUGACGGGUUGGGGAAUUACAUUUGCUGCUCCAAAUCUGCCAGGACCAAGAUAUCUUCAGCAAGUUGAACUAACUGUGCUAAGUGACGCUGAUUGUAUAGAUAACUUCAGACUAGUAGUUCCGGGUUAUCCUCUGACUACCUUACCAAACAACCUGAUUUGUGCAGGACAUAAACAUAAAAGAGCUAACGCUUGCUUGAGAGAUUCCGGUGGUCCUCUCCAAUGUCUCGUAGGCGGUUCUUGGCAACAAUACGGAAUUGUUUCGUUUGCAUCCAGCAUUAUGUGCGGAGAUCACAUCUUCUUUGAAAGAGUUUCAAGCUACAAGAAUUGGAUAGACGGAACUAUAGCACGAAGUCAAUGCGAAGAUCGUCAAGUUCAGGAAGGAGAAUCGGGGGAAGUUGAAAUUCCAACAGUUGACGGAAAAUAUCCAAUCAAUUUUGUUUGUUCUUGGCUUCUACGUGCCCCAGCCAACAUGCUCAUUGAUGUAGAUUUUCAAUAUUUUGAUGUUGAAGCCUUCCCAACAUGCACAUACGACUAUGUGAAGAUAUAUGACGGGAAUAGUGAAAGUUCCAGAAAGAUAUUUGAUGAAACCCUAUGUGGUAAUAAUAAAACAAUUCGUAGCUUUGAAUCAAGUUCAAAUGAACUUUUAAUAACUUUUCGAAGUGACGAAUCAGCAACGAACGCCGGAUUUAAACUAAACUGGACAGCAAUUCCUGCGUGCCAGCCAAACGAAUUUCGAUGUUGGGAUCGAUCGUGUAUACCAGAUGACAAACAAUGCAACGGAAUCAAAGAUUGUCCAAACAACAGAGAUGAAAUUGAAUGUCCUCACGUUAACAAUGUUGGUUUCUGUGGAACGCAAUUUGAAGCUCCGCAUUUUCUUUGGACACCUCGUAUAAAUGGUGGAAGCUAUGCAGUUCAAGGAUCUUGGCCUUGGCAAGUUUAUGUCAUAGAUGAUCGCGGUGAUUAUAAAUGUGGAGGAUCAGUAAUAGACAAGGACUGGGUAUUGACCGCUGCGCACUGCACAUAUUUCCCGACAAUAACGGUAGGAAUCGGAGGCUACAAUUUGACGAAUCAAAAAGACGAUCAAAUCAUUAAGGUUAAAGAAGUUUACAGACAUCCAAAUUAUGUUAAUUCAGCCAUUGGAAAUGGAUAUGAUAUUGCACUUUUCAAACUGGAAAAAAGCAUUACAUUUGGACGUCACGUUCAACCAAUAUGUAUAGCAACGUUGGGCAACGUCGAUGCAAUAUCUGCAGACCAUAAUUGUAUUGUUACAGGAUGGGGAUUAACUAAAAUCGGCGGUGUAGUUUCACAAGUUCUCCGACAAGUACGACUUCCAAUAAUGCCAAAUGAACAAUGUGAAAAGGCAAACGGAAAAGCAUUUAACACAGAUUUUCUGUUUUGUGCCGGAUACUUUGAAACAGGCGGGGCCGACUCAUGUCAGGGUGACUCGGGAGGCCCACUUGUUUGUUUGAAAGACAAUAACUGGUUUCAAUAUGGCAUCGUAUCGUAUGGAUCAGAUGGUAGUUUUUGCGGAAGACCUGGGGAAGCCGGAUUUUAUACAACAGUAACAUAUUACGAAGAAUGGAUACAAAAUAUGACCAAUGGUACAGUUCCUGUAAUCCCACCUCCAGUGACAGCCCCCUCUUCACUUCCAACAACAAUAGGAAUAAGUGAAAAUGCAACAACAAUAAACAACAUUUCUAGUAAAUACGAUGCAACUUCUUGGCCAACAUCGGGUUCAGGAGAAGUUUCUAGUAAAUACGAUGCAACUUCUUGGCCAACAUCGGGUUCAGGAGAAGUUUCUAGUAAAUACGAUGCAACUUCUUGGCCAAUAUCGGGUUCAGGAGAAGUUCCCACAGAAUUCUAUUCUACCCCAUGGACAGCAUCGGCUUCGAAAACAUUCAACUCUACUGCGUCAAUGUUUCAUUCAAAUAUAACAGCGACACCAUCUUCAACAAAAGGAUCGUCAUUGUCAACGACAAGUUCAUCAUUUGCACUGAUGCCAUUAUCGUAUUGUUUUUAUUUUUUUGUAACUUUUGUCGGACUAAUUUUUGAAAUUUUCACAAACUGUUACGUUUCUUGAGUGAUGAAAACAAUAUUAACAAUUAUUGAAUAUUUGAAAAUAUGACGUUGGCCUUCUAGAAGUAGUCGAGCGACCGAUUUUAUUUCUUUAAAUAUUUUUAGCAUUAGGCAAUAAUCAAUAAAUCAUAUUAACAGUAUAUUCUGUGUAAACAUUUUGUAUCAUUGUUCUUGUUUAAUACAUAGUGAUAAUGGUAACACUUCAGCACUUCAAAUCAGACUCAGCAAUUGUAAAUGUUCUCUUCAAUCCGCUCAACUCGCAUACUAUGUAACAAACUGGAAAGUACGUGGAUAUUCCGAUUUCGGAAAAAUUUAUUUGAAUCUUAUUCAAAGCCUUGUGUGUAAAAAAAAAACUGGAAAUGUCAAUUUCGUAUUUUUAUUUUUAACAUUAGCUCAGUCAUACUUUUUGCAUGUAUUUGCAUCUGCCCUAGAAGUAAUAUUCUUAAAUCAAACAUUUCACGGGUUAGCUUGGUGUAAGUUUUAUUGGUUCAAUUAUAUUUUACUUUAUUUAGUAUUAAGUAUACUGCAUUAUGAAUUCUUCAAUACUAACGCACUUAUUUUUGUGUUUAAAUUUAUGUUUUGUAAUGUAUAUUUUUGUAUGGUAUAUAUAUAUACGAAUUUUAGAAAUUUAUCGAAAACGCAAAAUUUGUAUUGAUGGUCAACUGGUCAUAUAUGAAUAUCAAAUAUAUUAUUUGGUAACCUAUUCAAAGCAUUUGGGCAGUCUGUAAUUGUUGGUGAAUUUAUUCAAGUGCCGUCGCCCAUAUGAAAAACAUCUUUGUCUAUCAAUACCUAAAUAUCAAAUGCUAUAAAAUGAAAUAGCAGUAGCAUAGCUCAUAACAUUGUUGCAAUUUCUAAUUUGAUUUAAAUAUCACCUUCAUCAUUGAUUUAUUUACAUUGCCAUAUCAUUUUAACUGAACAUACAUUUUUCAUAAAUCUAUAGAUCUACUUGUGUUUAUGUGUCUAAAAUCUGAGUAUUGAUUUCGUAACAAAUUAGAGUAAACGAUUUUCCUGCCUUUUCGAGGAACAAUAAAGUCUUUUCAUAUCUGUGUGCUUCUUUUUAAACCAAAUAGGCUAAAUUAAUCACCGUUCACAAAUAUAUUUCUUAUGUAGCUGUAUCCAGACCGUCUCUAGUUGAGCUUCUGCAAAGUGGGUACUGCGACUGCAAGACUGCUAAUAUUAUCAGACAGUUACUGAG
Molecule: messenger RNA, 6352 nt
Organism: Styela clava
Lineage: Eukaryota; Metazoa; Chordata; Ascidiacea; Stolidobranchia; Styelidae
Source: RefSeq, a predicted model, not a curated record